GGACAUACUUCAAGGUGUGAAUUAUGCAUCUGGUGCAGCAGGAAUUUGCCAAGAAAUUGGGAAUCAGUUGGGUGAUUGCAUCAGCUUUGGUGGGCUGUGGGCAGUUGAAGAAUCACUGGGUUACAGUCUCACGCAAUAUUAAAAAACUAGGAAAUAAGUACUCAGCCAUCAAGUACCUAAACAAGUGCUUAUAUUCAGUUGGAAUGGGGAAUAAUGAUUACAUUAACAACUACUUCAUGCCUAAGAAUUACAACACAAGCCACCAGUACAAUCCCCGAUCAAUUUCCCACCUUCCCCUCUUUUUGUUUCAGACUUUGCACCAUAAUGGAGCAAGGAAGUUUGCACUAUUUGGAGCGGUAGUAGUAGGCUGCACUCCAAAUUCAAUUUCUUUAUAUGGCACAAAGGGCAAAGCGUGUAGUGUAGAAGAAAUCAACACUGCGGUCACUUUAUUUAACCAGCAGCUUAUAUCACUAGUUGAUAAUUUGACAUAUAUGGCACAAGAAACACAGGAUGUUGAGGAGAAAAAGUGGCCUCCCCACAUUGAACAUCUUUUCAUUGACCUCAUGGUCGAUGAACAACAAAAGGGGAACAUGGAACAUGGUGUCUUUAAGGCCAAAGUUUGGUUAUCAAUUACGAAAAUCCUAAAUGAGCAUACUGGGAAGGAUUUCACCCCUAAGCAAGUGAAAGACAAGCAUAAUAGGCUUAGGCAAAAACAAAGAAAGUGGGGCCAGCUUUUGAGGCAUACCGGGUUGGGGUGGGAUGAGACAACCCAAACGGUGACGGCUUCUGAUGAGGUGUGGGCUAACGUGAUUGCGGGGGAUAAUAAGGCAGCUGCAUUACGGAAGAAAGGGUGUCCUGAUUAUGAGAAGCUGAAGCAACUUUUUGCCCCUAAUACUGCAACUGGUUCCCUUCAAAUUUCCUCAAACACGCCAGCCCCAGAUAGUGAUGAAGAGCGUGUCUUGGAAGAGGAACUUGCCAAUGAGGAACGUGAGGCACAUCGUACCCAGUUGGAUAAUGAUGAUUGCUACAAUCCCAACAUGGAGGGCGUAACCCAAGACGAUCCCACUGUUGAUGAGCAAACCCAACGCGCGGACAAACGUCCCAUGCAAGAGCCUAGUACCAAGGGGAAAAAGGUUGCUAAGAAGAAUGAUAGGGCUAGUGAGAUGACCAUGGCUCUACAAGAGUACACUGCCUUAGCAAGGGAAAGGUUUUCCAAGAAAAAGGGAAAGUCGUUUGGUAGCUCUGAUCAUGUUGCACAAUCCGCCAGUGGUGGCGAUCCUUGCUCACUUGGGAGGGCUUUAGAAGUGCUGAAUCAGUAUACUGAUCUUGAUGAUGACACCUACCUUAAUGUCGCCGAGGCUCUCCAAAAGAAGGAGAAAAGAGUGUUGUUCAUGGGCAUGCCCGAGCAAAGGAGGAAGAGGUUUAUGGAGCGCUACGCUCAGCCGCCGGAUAACUAA
Messenger RNA from Quercus lobata, 1457 nucleotides. RefSeq lists its product as uncharacterized. The coding region runs from base 24 to 1457 and encodes 477 amino acids. The record is from RefSeq and is a predicted model, not a curated record. The transcript has 5 exons. Gene Ontology annotation, molecular function: hydrolase activity, acting on ester bonds. Lineage: Eukaryota; Viridiplantae; Streptophyta; Magnoliopsida; Fagales; Fagaceae.